UAUGCAGCCGUCAGUACGUCACCACGGUGUUCUCCAUUGUCCAUAUACCAUGCUUCUAAUAGGAGACCUGUCGUAGUGAACGUGAAGUACAGAUGGACCGCAGUUUAAAGCGACGGCAGGUAAAACCACUUGCUGCCUCUCUGCUUGAUGCCUUGGAUUAUGACAGUUCAGAUGACAGUGACUUUCAAGUAGGAGAUGCUUCAGGGUCAGAGGGCACAGGCAAUGGCAGUGAUGAAGAAGGGUCCAAAGUGAGUGCAGGCGGUUCAGAAAGUGAUUCAGAUAAUGCUGCUUCAGCAGACGAUGACAUAGAUGAUGGGGAGACCAAAGACCUGGCUGCUGAGGAGAACUUGACUGAGGAUGAGGAGAAGAGCAAACGGCAGCAAUCGUCAGACAGUUCCACCAAAGACACUCCCACUGUCAUCGCACCCAAAGGCAGACGCAAGACCAAGAAAAUUUCAGAGCCCGCUGAAGCUGCGGAAACUGGAUCUUCCUUAGUGUCUGCAUCCAACAAUGUAAAUGCUGAAGAGUCUCAAGCUGAGCCCAAGAAAUGGAAUUUCCGCAGGAACCGCCCACUUCUGGACUUUACCACCAUGGAAGACCUGAACGAGAUGGACGACUACGAUAGUGAAGACGAUAACGACUGGAGACCCACAGCAGGAAAGAAGAAAGGCAAAGCAAACUCUCAGAAAGGAGGCACAGAUGAAGAGGGUGGUGAAAGUGCUAGCGAUGACGAUGACAACGACGACGAUGAUGACGACGACGACGAUGAUGAUGACGAUGAUGGCGACGGCGAUGAUGAUGAUGACGACAAGGAAGAUGGUGAGGACAACAUUAAUAGUAGCAGUGAUAGUGACAAAGAAGCGAAGAAGUCCAAAAAGAAGACAAAGAGCAGCAGUGCUUUCGAUGAAGAACUGACCAAUGAUAGCAUGUCCCAGGGAAAGGGCAGCGAGGGUGCUUUGCUGGAUCGGUCCCAGACCUGGAGCACACAACACAUUCUCAUCUGCUGCGUUUGUCUGGGAGACAACAGCGAGGAUGCAGAUGAAAUAAUUCAGUGUGACAACUGUGGGGUGACCGUCCAUGAAGGGUGUUACGGUGUGGACGGCGAGAGCGACUCGAUUAUGAGCUCGGCCUCUGAGAAUUCAACAGAGCCUUGGUUCUGUGAUGCCUGCAAGAAUGGAGUGACUCCCAGCUGUGAGCUAUGCCCCAACCAGGAUGGCAUCUUCAAAGAGACGGAUGCUGGGAGGUGGGUGCAUGUGGUUUGUGCCCUUUAUGUUCCUGGAGUGGCAUUUGGAGACAUUGAUAAGUUGCGACCAGUAACACUCACAGAGAUGAAUUAUUCAAAAUAUGGGGCCAAGGAGUGCAGUUUCUGUGAGGAUGCCCGUUUUGCCAGGACUGGUGUGUGUAUCAGCUGUGAUGCAGGAAUGUGUCGAUCCUACUUCCACGUCACCUGUGCACAGAGGGAGGGGCUCCUGUCUGAGGCUGCAGCGGAGGAGGGCUGCAACAAUUCAGCCUUCGAUGCUUCGUUGAACACACGGCUCUGUAGCGCCCGAAUCACUACUCGCUUGCAGCAGUACAGGGCAAAAGCUGAGCUGUCCAGAAACACUCGUCCUCAGGCAUGGGUACCCCGGGAAAAACUGCCAAGACCUCUGACCUCUAGCGCCUCAGCUAUCAGAAAGUUGAUGAGGAAGGCUGAACUGAUGGGCAUCAGCACUGACAUUUUCCCUGUGGACACAUCUGAUACCAGUGCCAGCAUGGAUGGUCGCAGGAAACACAAGCAGCCUGCUCUCACAGCAGACUUUGUCAACUACUACUUGGCUGUAAAAGCUAUACGAAAAAUUUCGUUGAAUUUCAGUGACCUUGACCUCAAGCUCUGUGAGUUUCUGGAGGAACUGCUGAAUGCAAAUGGAAAGCUGCGAAGUGAAGGCCAAGCCAUGUGGAGUCUGCUCGGCGGCAUCCUGGGCCAGAAAUUAAAUACUCCACCAAUCUUGAAGGCCCCAAAAGAAAGGAAGCCCAGCAAGAAGGAAGGAGGCACCCAAGGGAAGGCAUCUAGUCUGCCAGCGAUCCUCUACAGCUGCGGAAUUUGUAAAAAAAACCAGGACCAACAUCUGCUUGUACUGUGUGACACAUGCAAGCUCUACUACCACCUGGGCUGCCUGGAGCCACCGCUAACACGAAUGCCCAAGAAGACCAAGAACAGCUAUUGGCAAUGCUCUGAGUGUGACCAAGCCAGCAGCGAUGAAGCUGAUAUUGCCAUGGAGACGUUACCAGAUGGCACCAAGAGGUCCAGGAGGCAGAUCAAAGGACCGAUCAAAUUCAUCCCACAGGAGAUGUCACCAGAGCCCAAGAAACAUCAAAGAACCAGAGGGCAGAAGAGGAAGAGAGUUCCAGUCUGCGAGGAGCGAGAAGAUAAAAUUGAGGAACCUCUGCCACGGGAACGGCGACAACGCCAGUCUGCAAUGCAGAAAAAACCAAAAGCUGAUGACACGAGGACUGAGUGUACAACCUGCAAAGGACCAGGCGACAAUGAAAACCUUGUGAGGUGUGACGAGUGUCGACUCUGCUAUCACUUUGGGUGUCUGGACCCUCCACUGAAGAAAUCACCCAAGCAGACAGGAUAUGGCUGGAUCUGCCAGGAGUGUGACACAUCCUCAUCUAAAGAGGAAGAGGAAGAGCCGAUGGAGGAAGAUGAGGCUGUUCAAGAGGAAACAGCAGAGCGGGAGAAUCCAAACUAAUCCAGAUAGAGAGGACACAAACACACCUUAAUGGCUGCGCUGCCACUCUGCUUUUGUUGUUCAGACUAAAGCACAUGUAACUUUCUACUAGUUUCCCAAAGUUUGUAGACAAACAGCUUUUAGCUUCUACUUUAGGUUAGCAACCAGAGGUGUAUUUUGACAAAUGGUAUUCAAAUGUUGCUAUCUUUACUUUCAAGGGCAGAAUUUGUAAUUUUUAUGGAUGAGGGUGAAACCGACAGGUUUCAGACAGCCUUAUGAAGCACAUGAAAUCAUCCAGCACAGAAACAUAUAUUACUGAGCUCCUUCUACAGCAGUGUCUGACUCUUUACUCUGCUUUCAUACACUUAUGAUCAUCACGUCAUUUCCACACAAAGUAUGCUCAGUGUCCUGUUUACAAGAUGACACUUUUUCGUCAGAGCCCAUAGAGCACCCCCUAUUCCCCGCUGACCAUGCUUACACACUUAAACCAGUCAGAGGUCAGCAGUAAUACCUCCAACAACUUUCAAUGUGUGUUUAACUGGAGCAUUUUAUUUUUGUAUCUUAUUCAUACCACCUUAUUUCCUACUUCUUAUGAACUUAUGUAACUAAACAAGUGAGAAAAUAAAGUUUUAGGAUUUGUUUUUGUUUUUUUACUUUUAUUUUCAGCAGUACAAAACUUACUAUGCUACAUUUUGCCUUUGGAUCUUAAUGAAUAUCUUGUUUAGGAAAUAUAUCUACUUAAGCAUUUUAUUUAUAUACUUUGUAAAGUAGAAUUAGUUUGGAACUCUUUUACUUCUUUUUCAUAGCCAGAUGGUUGUUUGACCUGCUUGUUGGCUGUAAUCAUAACUAAAUGUCCAUGCUCUCACUCACUUUGCAAUUGAAAUUUAACAUCAAUUGAGGCCAAAGAGCAUGGCCCUAAGAGGUCAAGUGCACUACAACUUGAGAAAUUCAAUUAAGUUUUAUUUAUUUAGCGCCAAAUCACAACAACAGUCGCCUCAAGGUGCUU
Neolamprologus brichardi is the source of this 3717-nucleotide messenger RNA. The record is from RefSeq and is a predicted model, not a curated record. NCBI's taxonomy places the organism in Eukaryota, Metazoa, Chordata, Actinopteri, Cichliformes, Cichlidae.